UUGCAUAUUGUAGCUGGAAGUAUUUACAGUUGCAUGUUUUUACUAACUUUCAAUUUUUCAUUACAAAAUUGCAUUAUCUAAAACUUACAAUUUAAAACGGGCAAUAUUUUCAAAGAGAAAGCUAACCAUUAAUAAUCAUUAGAAUAAUGGUGAAAUACUCUGAUCGGUCUCGUGUCAUACUAAUUUUAAUCUCUUCAUUGUGCAUAGUUUCAUCACGUCCCCUGCAGCUUUACAACGAUCCAUUAUUCCUGGACGCAGAAAUUCGGAGGAUUCGUGCUGGAAAAGCAGGCGAGCCCAUCAAGCCGCCCGUCAUCCGCGGAAAAACCUUGAUGCAUCUGCGAAGUUCUGAAGAGUCUUCCGCAGUCGAGUCGGGGGACGGAGAGGGAGGUGACGACGACGAGUAUGAGUACACCAGCAGCGAGGAAAUUGAUGUCACCUGUGCACCUGGGAAGGGGUGGCACCAUAGAGGUCAAAGGUGUGUCCCUGUCCAUUGUCCUGGAGGAACGGAUCAAAGAGAUUUCAAUACUGGGGAAUGCCUUCAUGCCAGACAAGUGCCUCCCAUGGGAAGGUAUAAGCCAUACUCUAAUUGGAACAGUCUCAACCACGUCUACCGAACCCACCCUGCUCAGCGUUCACUGUCUCGAGGAAUGCUUUCUCUCCUCCGUCGGGGUUGAAAGGGAUCCUAUUCAAAUUAUGGCUGAGCUACUUUAUACAUAAAUCCUCAUGUGCAAAUAACAAAUAGCUGAGAGAAGAAUUGGUACUUCACGUCGCUAUGUAUUUUGUGGAAGCAAUGACAGAGCGGAACCUAUGGGACCGGAAACAAACGCAGUACAAAUACAUACACACCCACGAGGAUGACAAUCAAUGCUGGUAACAUUCUCUAUGUUACUGGACCGUCAGGUUGAAAAAAAACUGACGUCUGAGUCAUUCAUCCGAUAUCAAAAUUAGUAUUGUUAUUCUUGCAUCUUCUUUUUAUUAAGUUUGAUAUUUUUUUAGUUUUGUCACGUUUACAUAACAUAAUAAUAUUGCUUGUAAA
This is a messenger RNA of Folsomia candida, 1036 nucleotides long. RefSeq lists its product as uncharacterized. The transcript has 5 exons. Bases 147 to 674 code for a protein of 175 amino acids. The record is from RefSeq and is a predicted model, not a curated record. NCBI's taxonomy places the organism in Eukaryota, Metazoa, Arthropoda, Collembola, Entomobryomorpha, Isotomidae.